AUGUUGCCCAACGCCAAGGGGCGGGAGAACGCUGCGCCGGCGCUCUGUGACCGUUUGCACGUCCUCCCCGAGUCCGCGUGGAUUUCCUCCGGGUACGCCGUUUUCCUCCCACGGUCCAAAGACAUGCAGAUUGGAAGCAAAAUGGUGCGACUGUUUGCAGCUUGCAAUUACUGCUCAAGAAACCAUCAUGCAACCAAGGCAAAGAAGUUUCCCUGGAAAAUGGCUUUGGGGUCAACUGCAGUACUUAUCAUCUUCCUGUUCUGCUAUUCAUCACAGCUCUUCGUAUGGCCCAAUGUAUGGUUGGCCAAAAAGGCAGACUCGAGAAUUGCCACGCUCACCCCUGUUAGCGGAUCUAAAAUGUUUUUGUUGAACGCGUACCUUGAACACCGCACCUGGAAUGCCAGCAUUCGGUUCAUCACCAUCGCGUGGCGUUCGGAGAAGAUUGACUAUAGCUGCGUCUUCACCUGCAACGAGGGGCUCGUCCCCUCUCCCGCAAAGCUGACGGUGCACCCGUCGCACUUUUGGUUCCCCUACGGCACCGCGGAUCUGCUGUGCGAAAUCCCUCCUGGGUGCUCCAAACUUCGCGCUGCCGUGACCACCGUCGGAGGAAGCACGUCCAACCUGACCUUCCUUCCGGUUCGCAACCAGAAGCGACGGGAGUCCAACUUCCCGGUGGACUUUACCAUCUGCCACUCCACCAUGUUCAACAAAUACAACAACGUCUUACAGUUUGUGCAAGCCAUGGAAAUGUACCAGCUCCUGGGGGCCAAGCGUGUGGUCCUCUACAAAACCGACUGUAGUCCAGACAUGGAAGAAGUGUUGCGCUACUACAGAGACAUUGGACUCAUUGAGAUCAUUGACUGGCCCAUAGACAAAUACAUCAAGGUGUCAUCUAGUUGGAUUGCUUCGGAAUCACCCGGAGACCUACAUUACUACGGCCAAAUCCCAGUGCUGAAUGACUGCGUAUACAGGAACAUGUACCGGACGAAGUACCUGUUCAUGCACGACCCGGAUGAGAUCAUUCUCCCGCUGCAGAACGUCACCUGGUACGAGUUCCUGAGUACUCUCGAACAGAAGUACAGCAGCGAUGCCAGCUUCUACUUCGAGAACAACGUCUUCCCCAUCGAGGAGCUCGAAGAAAGCGGCAAGUACAAUUUGUCGCAGUGGGCGGGGAUCCCUGGAGUUAACUUCCUGCGGCACGUCAUGCGAGAGCCCAUUCCCAAAAGACACUUCACCACCGGGAAGCUGAUUGUGAACCCUAGGCGGUUGUUUGAAAUUAGCGUGCACACCAUAAAGAAGCAGUCUCACCGGACCGUGGAAGUGCCGUACGACUUUGCGAGAUUGUUCCACAUGAGACGCCGCAAGAACACGAAGCUGAAAAGGGAGGACUUGGUGAUGGACAAGGCUCUGUGGAGGUACGCCCCAGAGAUGAUCAGGGGAGUCGAUCACGCACUCAGCAAAAUGGACCUGCCUUCUCGAAGGCUAAACUCUGCCGUGCACCCUUAAACAGUAUGGGCUGCAACAAGCUCCUUCCACCCUUUAAAAUUCAAACAAGUCAUUUUUUAUGACUGCAAAGCAAUGAGAUUCAAUUUUUUUAAAUCUCUUAAAGUACGAUGUAGAACACAGUGUAGAAUACCUUUCUCCUCUUGAUAAAUUGGUUUCAGCACUCAGUGUACUAUACUAAAGCAACUCAAUUUGAUCAACUGACUUCCAACUGAUUGGAGCAGAUAAAAUCCACAACUAAACAUUAUCUUCCAACUGAUGCACAGUUACAUUUUCAUUUAGCCCAUCAUGCUAGAAUCAAUGGCCAGAGUGCUGUAUCUAAGUUAAACGUACAUGUCUGCAGUCAUUGUUUGCUUCACUGCAAUUGCUAUUGACAUUUUGCUCAGUCGCCCUUCCAGGGAAUUGGUUUACUAGUUUGAGUUAAAAUUAUGAAUAAUGUCAUUCUUAUUUAAAAUCUGAUUAAUCUGACUUUUACAAAUUCAUGGCAGUUAUUAAUUUAUUUGUCAGGUAGAUGCCUUCAACAGACUGCUAGUCUAGUUGCCUGCUUUAAUAAAAUAAAUGUGCAACAGCGCACUUAAAUAAAAUACUGUGUUUGAGCUGUGCGGGAAUUUUUAAGUGAUUCUAUUCAAUUCAAGCUUUUCUGACUUUUUGGUGAAGGUUUUAAGUUUCUUCAUGUCAAAGCUGUCUGCAGACCAAAGAAGAAAAUAUGCAAUACGUACUAUUGUUGAAACUGUCGUUCUUGUGUUAAGCCAGCGGCAACAGCUUUCUGUAGAAAUACCUCGACAUUCAAGUGAUUAACUGGACAUGCUUGAAAAAAUGCCAUAAACGUUAUACCAAA
Anguilla anguilla (European eel) is the source of this 2341-nucleotide messenger RNA. RefSeq lists its product as uncharacterized. Bases 1 to 1506 code for a protein of 501 amino acids. Lineage: Eukaryota; Metazoa; Chordata; Actinopteri; Anguilliformes; Anguillidae. The transcript is spliced from 3 exons. The record is from RefSeq and is a predicted model, not a curated record.